UGAUUUAUUGAUUAAUUAAGGUGGGAGUACCCCCCGUACCCCUGUAACGCCCUCCAGUAGAAACCAAUCAAGACGAUCAACUGCUCCACCUACUCCUGCGCCAGGCGGUGAACGAUCUCCGCACGUUAAAAUCACUGACGGCACAUUGGAUCCUGGAAUUCCUUUCUCCAGCUUGACAUCUCUUCCCCACGCAGCCAUCAGUACAAGCCUGCAGACCCUGGCUGUAGACGAUUUUGUACGAACUGUACGGACCCGUGUACGGUACAUAACCCUCUGCGAACCUGAGGAGGAAGACGAGUUUAAGACUGGAGAGGAUGGUUUGGUUAGAUCUAGCUCUUGUCCCCAACUAUUAUCUAUAAACUUCCUUCAAAUGAAAACCAGAGAGAGAUCUCCUGCUAAAUUGAAGGAAGAUAUACCUAGGAUAUCCUGUGGUGUGCAAACAGAAGAGCAGUAUCUUUCUUGGCAACAUUUAUUCCCGUCCGCCCUAUCUUUAGUACCCACCAACUAUCCGCCGGACAAUAGUAGCAUACCCGCCAACCAUCCGCCGGACAAUAGUAGCAUACCCGCCGAAAAGCAACAUUAUCCAUACAAGCUUCUGGAUGAUUAUAUUGAAUCAGCAUUGAAGACGAUGGACAAAGCGGGAAAUCCAACCCUUUUAAGGGAUGAAAUAGCGCUGCUCCACAGUCAUCUCUUGUUUGAGAGACAACGACGAGAAGUUCUGGGGGCCAGGAAUAGACGGCUGCUAGGUAAAACCAAGAACUUCCGUGACCUAGAAGAGCAGAACCUGGCGCUAAGUGACCAGCUGCAGAUGACACAAUCAGAGAUCUCAACGUUGCAUUCACAACUUGCUGGGCUCAGAUCGGAAAAGCAUUCUGCGGAAAAGCAAUGGUCCAACUCUGCUCGGGAACAGGAGGAGAAAUGUUUAAAACUUCAGGCAUCUGAGGAGGAGCUAAAACUAAAAAUUAGAGAUCUGGAAACCUCACUGGAAGAGAGUAUCAAAAAUGAGAGUAAGUCCAGAAUUGAAGCAGAAAACUGCCAAUCUGAUCUUUUCCAAGCCAGAGCCAAGGUUGAGAAGUAUAAGACAAAGGAGGCGAGAUGGGAGAAAAUGGAAACCGAUAUGGAAAAGUUGAAAAAGCAGGUUAUCCUGCAGGUUGAACUGAUCAGGAAUUACCGGGAUAAAUUAGAGAAUUCUCCUAGUAGAGCAAACCAAGAACAGAUCAGAUUGAUCAGUGAAACUGCCCAGCAGGAAGUGGAUGCGUGCAAAACUGAAUUCAAUCAAAAGAAUACAGAAUUAAUUGCGGCAUCUGCUAUCAUGGUUGAGCUCGAGGGAAAGGUUAAAAGUUUAACAAGUUGUCUUGAACAGCAGAAGCUGUUCUUGGAACAGACCCAAGAGGAAUACAAUUCUAUAACAGAGGCGUAUGCUGAGAAAGAGAAGGGUAUGAGGAGUAUUAACUCUCAUCUAGAGAUGACCGUACUAGAACUUCAGGAUCGACUGGACAGACAAAUGCGAGUACGGAAGGAAAAAAAAGGAAAUAGUCCGAGUUCAGAUAGUCUAGAUAUUGCAGGUAGUCAUCCUAGUUCAGAUAGUCUAGAUAUAGCAGAUAGUCAUCCUUGUUCAGAUAGUCUAGAUAAAGCAGGUAAUCAUCCUAGUUCAGAUAGUCUAGAUAUAGCAGGUAGUCAUCCGAGUUCAGAUAGUCUAGAUAUAGCAGGUAGUCAUCCUAGUUCAGAUAGUCUAGAUAUUGCAGGUAGUCUAGGUAUAGCAGGUAGUCUAGAUAUAGCAUCAGGUAGUCUAGAUAUAGCAGGUAGUCUAGAUAUAGCAGAUAGUCUAGAUAUAGCAGAUAUUUAGAGAACUGAGAUCAGC
Messenger RNA from Eurytemora carolleeae, 1861 nucleotides. RefSeq names its product hamartin. The coding region runs from base 371 to 1846 and encodes 491 amino acids. Gene Ontology annotation, cellular component: TSC1-TSC2 complex. Gene Ontology annotation, biological process: regulation of cell cycle; negative regulation of cell population proliferation; negative regulation of TOR signaling. NCBI's taxonomy places the organism in Eukaryota, Metazoa, Arthropoda, Copepoda, Calanoida, Temoridae. The transcript has 19 exons. The record is from RefSeq and is a predicted model, not a curated record.